Molecule: messenger RNA, 1563 nt
Organism: Candidozyma auris
Lineage: Eukaryota; Fungi; Ascomycota; Pichiomycetes; Serinales; Metschnikowiaceae
Gene: RRP9
Product: Rrp9p
Exons: 1
Coding region: 1-1563 (520 amino acids)
Cellular component (GO): small-subunit processome
Molecular function (GO): protein binding; snoRNA binding
Source: RefSeq, a predicted model, not a curated record
AUGGCUGGAGACCCAUUCCUAUCUGAUCCGUCGAAGAAGAGAAAAAGGCAGGCUAAGCCCUCCAGCGCAACCAAAAAGCAAAAGGCACAACCAAAAGACCGAGCUCCCGACAAUGAUGAAGAGAUCUCAAGCGACUCCGGUAUCGAGCCUGGCGACAGCUCGGAUGAAGGCGAGGUACCCGCUGAAAUCGAGGAAAGAGAGCUUGAUUCUGACGAGGAAUUUGCUUCAGAAACUGCCGCAGAGAAACGUAGAAGACUCGCUAAACAGUACCUUGAGAACUUGAAGGAGCAAGAGCUAGAAGGAGACGAGUACGACGCUCAGGAAUUGGACGAUGAUAUCUUGGCCAGAAGACUAAAAGAAGAUGCCGCCGAAGGUAAGGGCCAUGCUUACAAACACAUUGCAGAAAAAAUCGAAAAACAGCUUGAGGAUUGCGCCAGAAGCAAUACUCGAGUAGGGUCCAAGAAUCUCACGGGGGUGGCUGUGGCUUACCCUUUUGCAUACACAGUGUCCAAAGACAUGGAGCUCAUCAAAUGGAAUAUUGGUGGUAAGAAGCCCCUGAGAAUGAAACAUACAAAAGGUGGAGUCAAGUACUUUUCUAAAAAAGUUCACCACUGCGACCAGAUCAACUGUGUGGCCGUGUCUCCAGAUGGCAAGUACAUCGUCACCGGCGGCCACGAUGCCAGACUCAUAAUAUGGUCAUCCGAGAACCUUACAUGUUUGCGUGUUCUAGACACGCGAGCUGCUGUGAAUGCUAUUGCUUUUAGAAGAAACACCGACCAGUUGUUUGCAGCUUGUGCUGAUCUCAGAAUAAGAACAUUCUCCAUCGCCCAACAGGCCCAACUCGAAAUCCUAUACGGUCAUCAAGACAACAUCACCGAUAUCAGCGCAUUGGCCAGAGAAACUUGUGUUUCUGUAGGCUCAAGAGACAAAACGGCAAUGUUCUGGAAGAUUGCUGAGGAGCUGCGCUUGACGUUCAGAGGUGGUGACUCUUUGGACAAAAAGCGUAGGCGAAAAGACGGUGAGGAGGAGCGGCCAUCUAGCGAGCCAUUCCAUAUGGAAGGGUCGAUCGAGGUGUGCUCAAUGGUUGACGAAACUCAUUUUGUCACUGGCUCCGACAAUGGUAAUAUAGCAUUUUGGUCUUUGGGUAAGAAAAAAGCAUUAUUCACACAGCGACUCGGCCACGGACUCAUGCCGGAAAUAAAGCCGUUCCAAGCAAGUGGCGAGUCUUCAGAAAGCAUUGCUAAGAUUCAAGUGCCCGAAAGACAACCGUACUGGAUUACAGCUAUCCAUGCCGUCCCCUAUAGUGAUUUCUUUGUCACGGGCUCCUACAAUGGCGAGCUAAGGUUGUGGAAGAUCGAUAAAGAGAGAUUCAAAAAAUUUGAGCCCAUGGGGGUGAUUGGUGACAUCAAAGGAGUCGUGGUAGGCAUCGACAGCAUUGAAAGACUGCAGAACAAAGUUGUGACUCUUAUGGUGGCCUCAAGUAAGGAGCAUAAGUUUGGCAGAUGGUUGGGUAAGAUCGAGGGUGCUCGUAACAACUUAACGACGGUGACUUUUAAUGUUUAG